Molecule: messenger RNA, 1120 nt
Organism: Drosophila melanogaster (fruit fly)
Lineage: Eukaryota; Metazoa; Arthropoda; Insecta; Diptera; Drosophilidae
Exons: 1
Coding region: 93-1043 (316 amino acids)
Biological process (GO): mRNA splicing, via spliceosome
Source: RefSeq, marked reviewed
UAAAAAAAGCAGAAAUGUUUAUUUACAUUUGACAGCAAAAGAUUGAGCUUGUAAUUAGUUUAAAUAUUUAAGUAAUCCUAUCCACUUAAAAAAUGGGUGAACGCAAGGGACAGAACAAGUACUAUCCGCCCGACUAUGAUCCGAAGAAGGGCGGUCUCAACAAGUUCCAGGGAACCCACGCCCUGCGGGAACGGGCCCGCAAGAUUCACCUGGGAAUCAUCAUCAUCCGCUUUGAGAUGCCCUACAAUAUCUGGUGUGAUGGAUGCAAGAACCACAUCGGCAUGGGCGUGCGCUACAAUGCGGAGAAGACCAAGGUGGGCAUGUACUACACUACGCCGGUUUUUAAGUUCCGGAUGAAGUGCCACUUGUGCGACAACCACUUUGAGAUCCAGACGGAUCCCGGCAAUUUGGACUAUGUUAUACUUUCGGGGGCUAGACGGCAGGAGAACCGCUGGGAUCCCUUGCAGAACGAACAAGUUGUACCGGAAACCAAGGAGGUACAAAAGCGUCUCUUCGACGAUGCCAUGUACAAGUUGGAGCAUCAAGCCAAGGAUGCUAAGGCAGGGGCAGAUGCCAGGCCCGUGCUCCAGAAACUAGUGGAGCGCAACAUGAGCGUCUGGGAUGACAGCUAUAUGGCCAAUAGUCGCCUACGCGCCGAGUUUCGCCAGCAGAAGAAAGAGAUCAAUGGUCAGCAGGAGCUGGAUCGACAGUUGUUGGCCAAGAGCAGCUUGGACAUUGCUCUCCUUCCGGAGACCACACAAGAUCGCGAAAUGGCAGCCCUGAUGAAGUUGCAGACGAAGUCAGCUCUGGAACGGGAAUCCGAGCAGCGGUUGGAGCUGCUUAUGCGUCCAGCGCUUCCCGGAGCAACAGUCACCACAUUUGGUGGACUCAAGCGACAAAAGGUUCUGAAUACCCAGCUCCAAGUACAGGAUCUUGGCAUACGGCGUAAAAAGUUGGAAGAAACUACAUCUUCAGCCACGAACGAAAAACCCAUAAGCUUAGUGGGGGAUUACUCCUCCUCAGACAAUGAUUCCAACGGCUGAUUUUAUAAUGCUUUCUUUAUAAAUAAUUAAAUGAUUGUAUAAAACAAAAUAAGUACAAAUAAAAAGAAUUCUAAUAU